Messenger RNA from Humulus lupulus (European hop), 990 nucleotides. Its product is annotated as cytosolic sulfotransferase 15-like. NCBI's taxonomy places the organism in Eukaryota, Viridiplantae, Streptophyta, Magnoliopsida, Rosales, Cannabaceae. The transcript has a single exon. Gene Ontology annotation, cellular component: cytoplasm. Gene Ontology annotation, biological process: sulfation. The record is from RefSeq and is a predicted model, not a curated record. Bases 16 to 990 code for a protein of 324 amino acids. Gene Ontology annotation, molecular function: sulfotransferase activity.
AACACUACUAACAACAUGCCAAAGGAGGCCACACAUGGCGAUGACAACAACGACGGUGAAUCACUGGAAUUGGUCAUAUCUCAGCUGCCUAAAGCGAGUAGUUGGUUGAAACAUGGUUUAACUUUAUACCAAAAUUGUUGGUUGCCAUCCAAUAUCAUCUCCAACAUCAUCUCCUUCCAAAAACAAUUCAAACCCAAAGACGAUGACAUAAACUUGGCCUCCAUUCCCAAAUCAGGCACCACUUGGCUCAAGUCCCUUUUGUUUUCCAUUCUCAACCGCAACCAACACUAUGAGCAACACCCCUUGCUCACCACAAGCACUCACCAUCUCGUGCCUUCUUUCGAGUACUCGCUCUAUUCCAAUCCCAAGCUCCAUGAUCUGAGUACUAUGCCAAGCCCUCGUCUGAUCUCGACUCACAUUCCCUAUGCAUCUCUUCCUGAUUCUAUCGAGCACAGCUCAAAGUCUCGGGUCGUCUACAUUAGUCGAAACCCUCUCGAUGUGAUCGUAUCGAUGUGGCAUUUUGCAAACGGUCACCCGGAUCGUUGCUCGCACGAGUGGAGUGUUGAAGAGUGUGUGGACGUGUUUUGUAGAGGGGAGACUGUGUUUGGGCCGUAUUGGGACCAUGUUUUAGGGUUUUGGAAAGCAAGCUUGGAGAAGCCUGAGAAAGUGUUGUUUUUGAAGUAUGAAGAGUUGACAGAGAACACUUUUGGUCAAGCCAAAAGGGUUGCAGAAUUCGUAGGGUUUCCUUUCUCCGAAGAGGAAGAGAGUAAUGGAGUUGUUGAGGAAAUAGUGGAGAUGUGUAGCUUGAGUAAUAUGAAGGGUUUGAAUGUGAAUAAACAUGGCUAUGUUAGGCCUAAUCUUGGUAAUAAACUUUUCUUUAGAAAAGGCCAAGUGGGUGAUUGGAUUAAUCAUCUUAGUCCAUCUAUGGUGGAACGUGUGAACAAUGUAAUGAUGGAAAAAUUGAGUUGUGUGUCAUUCAAAAUGUCUUAG